Dalotia coriaria is the source of this 1639-nucleotide messenger RNA. It is a transcript of the gene Uev1A, whose product is annotated as Ubiquitin-conjugating enzyme variant 1A. NCBI's taxonomy places the organism in Eukaryota, Metazoa, Arthropoda, Insecta, Coleoptera, Staphylinidae. The transcript is spliced from 3 exons. Gene Ontology annotation, biological process: DNA damage tolerance; protein K63-linked ubiquitination. The record is from RefSeq and is a predicted model, not a curated record. Gene Ontology annotation, cellular component: nucleus. The coding region runs from base 217 to 651 and encodes 144 amino acids.
AAGUUUAGUAACAUUUUCUGUCCAGUGACAGGUAAAAGUGCUGGGGGCUCAAGAACGAGCGCUUCGAGUUGAAAUCCAGAAAUUGUUACCGCAUUUCCAUCGUAAAAUACGCCAGCUAAAGUCGGAUCGGCAAACAUCCCAGCAUCCAACGAGCGAUUCGCACGAGUUGCUAGCGAGGAAUCGGUGUCUGGGUGACACAGGCAUUUACCGUAUAUAAUGGCGGCUCCAUCAACCGGUGUGGUGGUCCCGAGAAACUUCCGCUUGCUGGAGGAGCUUGAGGCUGGUCAGAAAGGUGUUGGAGAUGGCACCAUCAGUUGGGGCCUGGAGAAUGAUGAUGACAUGACAUUGACACACUGGAAUGGCAUGAUUAUCGGCCCGCCACGCACCCCCUACGAGAAUCGAAUGUAUUCUGUCAAGAUUGAAUGUGGCCAAAGAUAUCCUGAUGAUGCUCCGUCUGCUAAAUUUGUUUCUAGAAUUAACAUGAACUGUAUAAAUUCUCAGACUGGUGUUGUUGAUAAUAGGCAGGUACCCGUGCUGGCACGGUGGCAACGUGAUUUCACAAUCAAGACUGUCUUGCAAGAGCUGCGUCGUCUGAUGACCGUCAAAGAGAACAUGAAGUUGACGCAGCCACCGGAGGGCAGCUGUUUUUAGCUAGCCUCCCGACUUGGCAAAUCUUAUUACAACGUCAACCACCAAUCUAAUACCUACCGCAAUGCACGACAACCGUGUCCAUUGCUUCGAAUAAGUGUACAGCAUUUAACUACCAUCACAACAACAACACCGCAAGCCACUAUCGGGCGUCGUGACGCAUUCGCGCCUAGAUUCUUGCUAAAAGUGACGACCGCGCGGCGUUCAUCCGCUCUUUAGUGGGCCAACCCAUAUUACGCACGAUGCAGUUAACACGGUAACACUUUAAGACGCAGAAGUUACCAUUAGGCGACAUGCUGCAUCUCUUGAUUUACAUAUAACAUACAUAUUUUAUAAAUAAGCUAAAUGUUUCGCUUUGUUUUUGAGUAGGACACUAAACAAAUCACUAUUAUAUGGCUAAGAACAAUAAAUUGUUAUAAUCGGGCGUAGUUUCAUGCGCGCUCGCGAUAUCGUCACCGCUAUCGAAGUAUCUUUUUUGUUGGGUCUACGUUUUCGUUGUGGUUGUACGUGUUUAUUAUAAGUACGUCUGCAAAACACGCCGACCGUUCUCACCGCGUUUAGACAUUUUAUUGUAACACUUGUUCGGCAAUAGAAUAAUUACAAAUAUAGCAUACCAUUUGAUGCAAUGCGUUGUUCUGUUACAAGUUCAGAAUUAUCGCAUUGAACACCCCGCGCAUUAAUUUUACAAGUUAUUAUGUAGAUGUUGAAGUGAAUUAACUUUGCGAGAGUCGACGAAACCGAGUGUUUUAUUUCUCGAUUGAAUAUUACGACGGAUGAACGCCGCCAGUCGAUUAUACACCUAUCACAUUACAUUUUCAAGAUAAUUGUUAUUCAUGCUAUGUUUAGGCAUACUGUCACUUUUACCAUGGAAUGAAUUUACUUAGUAACGAUUGCUCCGUUUUUAUUCUUGAAAAAUUACUUGCUGUACUAAUUAAUAUCGUCUGCAGAUAAGAAACACUACAACAAAUAAUUAUUAAUUUUAUGUAACAAA